GCAACAUGAAGGAGCGAAUAGACAGAAAGAAAAAAACGAGAUAGAUGGGAAGAAGAACACAAGACAACUUGAAAAAACGAAAUGGACACAAGACAGGGCACGAGAUGAAAGAGACAAUGAUAACAACAGAGUAGGAGCUAACGUACGAAAAAGAAGGGAAGGAAAACAAAAGCGAGAUAAAGAGCAAACGACAGAAAACGGCAAAAGAGAGAGAGGGGGAGAAUGUGAUAAGCAAUUAGAUAGAAGAAGGAAGAAUACAAGAGAAAGGCAGAGAGAAUCAAAAAAGAUUAGAAAAAAUAAGAGAAGCCAGGGCGCAGGAAAGCAACAAAGGAAAGAAGACAUAGAGGACAGCAAAUCGAGGAAAAAGACGAAACAAAAACAAAGAAGAAACAGAAGAGAGAAGACAAGAGGCACACAACAGAGAAUCGCAACAGCAAUAGAGACAACACGGAAGAAGGGAAAGGAGGAAUGGAAGGGAAAAGAGCAAGAGCGCAACAAAAUCAAAGUACGUAAAGAGAGAAGAAAGCGAGAUAAGGGAAGUAUAGGCAGAACAGCAACAAUGAGACAAGUACAACUGAAUAGCGGGAACGAUAAAAGAAAAGCAAAUGAGAGUAAACAAGAUAAUGAAAUUAAAUAUAGCAAGGCAAUAAAUACGAUAGGAAAGAGGAAG
Messenger RNA from Diversispora eburnea, 670 nucleotides. The record is from the annotation of a GenBank genome assembly. Lineage: Eukaryota; Fungi; Glomeromycota; Glomeromycetes; Diversisporales; Diversisporaceae.